CAGCAUUAAAAAGAUGGGCCAUCAGCAGCCAAACAGCAUUCUGUCUGUGGCGGAUGCUCGAGUCGUCUUCUUGUCCGGUACUCCUCGUUUUCUUCCCCUACUUCCAUAAUAGAGCGACGCCGUGUUUAUUACGCGUGUUUUCUUUCCGUGCUGCCCCCGAAUCGCAUCGUUUUAUUUCAUUUCGAGCUCAAAGCCAGUCAUAAUUAUUAAGUUCAGGCGGGCACGCUCCCAAAGCGACCUGAUGUUAAACAAAUAUAAGAACCACAUUUGUGUCAUCUCUGCGGCAAAAUAAACACAAAUGAACCCGCGUCCGAAAGAGCGCCGGCUCCGCGAUGGAGCAGAAUAAAGGGCGGAGACUGGCGGAGACGCGUCGCGUGUGGGGGCCGAGCGCAGAGCGCGCGCAGCUGCAGACCGGCGAGCGCAACUUAGCGGGGAAGAAGCUCCGUGUGGCCGCACCUGCAGCCGCAGCUCACAGUGGCGCACUCGCCACAGCAGUCGUUUUGCCGACGUGCGUGCGCGCACCUCCAGAACUCAUUUGCUUCGCUUCUGAUUUUCAGUGCUGUGAUUUUUUUUGGGGACAAAACAGAAGAUCAGCUGUAACUGAACCACUUCACAUUUAAGAGCUCGGGCAUGCAGAAAUGCUACAAGACCGAGCGUGACAAUCAAGUGGAAUUAAACAGUCUUAAACUUUUAAUCAUCUUUUCCGGUUUACCCUAGAAGGGACCGCUCUUUGAAAAUACAGAAUAAAACAAUAACUAAUUAGAGGAGAUUUACUUUGGAAAUUCGACAUAUGAGGAGAUAUGGACGGUGAUGAACUUUUGUUUUUGUUUUUCAAAUGCAACGUUAUCUGACGCGUUUCAACGGUUAGGCUUUGAACACUUCGCCUGUAAUAUUGCAACAUUCUGUAAUAGCAGCUCUCUAAAAGAACGGACACCUCCAUGCCAGGGAAUGGGAAACAUGGUUCAGUAAAGGAGGGCACUUUUUGCUUUGGUAGCCUUUGACACGCAGGACAGAAGCGCGUGAAAGAAACGAAAGCGCUGAGCUGUGGCAGAUUCAGAUCCAGCGGAUACCUGUUUAAUUACAAUGAAAAACAAGGCACACUGCUCUUGGGGAACUUUUACCUUAUCCUGUCGACAUUUCGGCAUUGGCAUUUGGAUUUAAUACUAUCCUAUUGGUAUCCGAUUUAUUUACAUUGUUUCCAGGAUUCGACUCUUCAUACCUGAAUAUAUCCGCUAUGGGGAUAAAAUGGAAAGUUAUUCUAGGAAUAUUUCAUUUCAUCCUGGUCACCUUACUCCCUGCCUCCUUUGCUAAGCUGGCUCACUGGCACUCAGAUGAAUCACACAAAACCAGGGAAGUGUUGAAAUGGAUGGAUGCCUAUAAGCGUACCUUCUGCCAGCCUCGGGAGGUUCUUGUUGAUGUCUCUACAGAGUUCCCAAAUGAAGUGGAGUACCUAUUUCUUCCAGCUUGUGUUCCUCUCCAUCGGUGUGGGGGAUGCUGUUCAGAUGAAGCAAUGGAGUGUGUACCCCUGCAGUCCCACUCCCUCCUUGUAGAGCUCAUGAAAACCAACUAUGAAAAGAGAGAAAUGGUGGAACUGCCUUUUACAGAACACAGCGAGUGUGAGUGCAGGCCAAAAAAAGAAGCUCAUAUAAAACAACAAAGACAGUGCAGGCCAUGUUCAGAGAGACGGAAGGUUUUAAAUCCUGUGACAUGCAAGUGUUCCUGUCGACCCAUGCACCGUCGCUGCCGAGCUAAAGGACAAGUGCUGAAUGAGAAUACCUGCAGGUGUGAGCCAUUGCGCCGAUGAAUAAUCAAGGCUUUCGGCACAUGCAUAUGUCAAAUGAAAUAAUGAAUUAAAAUCAACGAAGUAUCAUGAUGAAAAAUCUGCAGCGAAGCAACAGAAUCUUUCUGUGGGACAGCUAGGACAGCACUUUGCAACACCAUAGUCCCCUGCUUUGAGGAUAAAAGGACCGAUGCUACUGAAUAACACAGAUAGGACACCCUACAUACCACCCUGUUUUUAAUGUAGAAACCUGUGAACUGAAGAUUUGCUAGCUUCAUUUAUAGCUUGUAUUUCUUCCAUAUAAUAUGACAAACUGCAAAUAACAUCUGGCUGGUGUUGCUGAUUGAACUGUUUGGACACAAGAGCAAGAUUAGGCCAGAAAACAUAACCUUGGUCUCUGUUGAUCAUCCAUCCAUUUACAGUGUUAUACAUCUGGUGCUUGGGAGAUGGACCACACUGUCAGCUUUUUCAUGGCUAUACUGUAACUCUACCAUGGACAAAGGAUUUGCAUUACUAAAACCUUGGGCAGAUUCUACUAGUAGGCCUUAUGGCUAGUUAGGCAAGAUACCUGCUCCUGAGGAAUAUAAUCCUAUUUCACUGAAGCUGGCUAAACUGUGGUCCUGUCCUCAUUAAAAGCCAUUUUGGUUUACUCUGCUAGGUCUAUGCAGAGCACUUGAGUAUGUUCAGGUUCCAACUUUCCCAAAGCUACUUUUACAAGAAGGAAGUAUUAAAGUGUGAGAAGACAGAAAGAAAUCAGCAUAACUGCUAGAAAAACAUUUUGGGUUAUCAUGCGGGGGAAAAACAAAACCAGUGUAUAAACAGAUGAAUAGCCUUGUGCAAGCUGAUUUCUGACAUUACUGCAUGCGUUAGGCUCAAUGAUGUGGUAGCACCAAAAGCUUCUUGUUGUUAGAAAUAAAACAUGCUUCACUUGGAGAAGAAGGUUAGUGACAUGCUAGAAAGAAGCAAGCAAGCAAAUUUUUGAUUUGCUGAGUGGCAAAGCUGACAGGCAGACAAAGUAGCAGCUGCUGCCUAAAAGCCUAAUUAGAAAAGUCACCGACUUUCACAUUAUUGAAAAUCUCAGUUAUCCUACGACUUUAGUGAAGUGUUUAUUAAUAUCUUGAAUAGGAAAAAAGGGGAUAAACUGCCUUGCUAAUUCUGUAGUAUUAUACUGUAAACUGCAGGACUGCUUCACGUUUAGCCUGUUAAAACCAUCUGUACAACUAUAUUAGUUUGCUCAAGUGUAUAUUCUAUUCUGUAAACAGUAAUUCCAGGGUUUUUAUUGUAUUUUAUUUAUACAGAGUGCAUGUAGAGUAUUGUGUAUAAUUUAAGUGUUUUUGACUUCCUGUAUCUUGUUAAGUAUCUGCUUUGGAAAAUGCAUAAUAAUAUAUUAUCUGUUUUAUUCAUUCAUGUGGUGUAUUAGACUGUCAGUACUUUGGUCAUAGGUAGUUCUCUCUUUAGUCAAUACUGUAUCUGAACACUGGCAGAGCUAUUCAGACUGCCAUUUUUUUUCCAAAUGCAAGUGGUGUGCCUUUCUUUAAAGUUUUCUUUUUCCUCUAUGGCACAUACAAUAGGCUGCUUUAGAGAAAGGUUAGGGAUGAAGCAAGUUUGAUUGAAUCUCAAGAUGUUUUAUAAAAUCAGUUAUAGAAUAGAGAAACUAGUACUGUAUCCUUAUUUACAUAAACCAGAGCAGUCUGAGAGUGGUUCAUCACCAAAUUAAAUGGCUUUUGAAUCUUGAAAUACGUAUCCCUGGAGCCCUGCCCCUAGACAUUUUUCAAGUUUACAUCCAUUAUGCCCAUCUGCCCACCAAUCAAUUUUCUAAACAGUUAAUCCAAGGUAAUUGUAGGCCACAGCAUUGUGUGCACAGCAGGAACAUACUCUCUCUCUGUCACACACACACACCCCCAGAGUACUCAGAGAAAAAUACAAAUAAACAUGGGGAAAACAUGCAAACUCCACACAAGUAGUACCAAUGCCAAAAUAUCAAUUACAAGGUGAGGAGCCAUUAGGAAACAACACCAACCACUGUGCCAUAAUACCAUCAUGUUGCCAGCAAUCACUGCAUCAGCAGGAAACGGUGGCAAAUUACCUCUUCUGGAAUGGAACACAAUCCACAGUAGUGAACAUUCCUCUGUAAACCAAAGAACCUCAGGCUUACUAAAAUAAUUAGUUACAAGAGACAAAAGGUGUUUGCCUCAUGACUUUCAUUCUAUAAUGCUUUUCUCUGACAACACUGGCAAAAAUCAUUUACUCCAGAACAGCUGACAAAGGGUAUAACCCAUUUUCAUAGGCUACAGACAGUCCUAUGCAGUGUACCAUUGAUUUUAUAGGGGGCACCAGUACCCCAGUACAGACAUCUCAUGAGGCACUUCAAGAUAGCAUUCCUGGUAUCCACAGUUCUCUACCCUUGAAGACUUACUUUUACAGCCCAGCCUGUUUUAAUCAUGCUAAGUGAGCAUUUUGAUGAUAAAAACAAUAGGUUAAUAAAGUGUUACUACUUUCCGAGCAACAUAAUAUACUGUAAGAGAGUUGAGCAAUCCUGUUGCGCAUUAAUAUUAUAGUGAUUUUGCCACCGUACACAGAUAAACAGUAACAGGAACUUCCUGCCCAAAAGAGACAUUCCUUUAGCUCCGUAUUCUAGGUCAUUCACUUUUCUGCCAAAAAGGCCAUGAAUGUUUACCCAGAUUGAAAGUACAAUAUUUUGAAAACUACUGUACUUACACAAUAUAAAAAGAUAUUUUGGCAUAUACUCAAAAUGUAAUUAAAGAUGAAUAAGUGUUUCCUAUAUAUAUAUAUUUCUUCAUGUCAGAGCUGUAUUGAGUAAACUGUUUUGUAGCAACUGAGUUGAAUUUGUAGAGACUUGAUGUGCAAAUUAAGGCACUGCCUUUAAAAAGACCAGAAUUAUGAGAAGUACAUUAAAGAGUGGACUAAGAACAAAGUAAAUAGGAAUUCCAUUAAUGUGAGGCCAUGAACGUCAGGUAGAUACUUCAAGAAUACUCAUACCCAUCUUUUAGUUAGCAACAAGAAUGUCAAGAUUAGAAAAUACGAAAAUUCCAAGUGAGAUAACCCAGAAAAAAAAACAAAAACAUUUCAAGCUCUUUUGAAAUAUUAACCUAGCCUCUCAGUGAUAAUAAUGUGGGAUCACUGUUUAACUUCAAGCUAAGACAUAAUGUGAUUGCUAACCCACUUGCUGAGCAACUGUAGCAUUCAGAUUCAUCCAAUUCCCAAAACUGUUUUUUUUCCAUGAUAGGGUCUUUGGGGCCUGAAGUGUAUCUUAGCAGCACUUGAACCAAUCCUG
Polypterus senegalus (gray bichir) is the source of this 5075-nucleotide messenger RNA. Its product is annotated as vascular endothelial growth factor A-like. Lineage: Eukaryota; Metazoa; Chordata; Cladistia; Polypteriformes; Polypteridae. Gene Ontology annotation, molecular function: heparin binding; vascular endothelial growth factor receptor binding; growth factor activity. The record is from RefSeq and is a predicted model, not a curated record. Bases 1235 to 1804 code for a protein of 189 amino acids. Gene Ontology annotation, biological process: positive regulation of angiogenesis; induction of positive chemotaxis; positive regulation of protein phosphorylation. Gene Ontology annotation, cellular component: membrane. The transcript is spliced from 7 exons.